This is a messenger RNA of Centropristis striata (black sea bass), 3433 nucleotides long. RefSeq names its product endo-beta-N-acetylglucosaminidase (gene engase). Bases 200 to 2350 code for a protein of 716 amino acids. Lineage: Eukaryota; Metazoa; Chordata; Actinopteri; Perciformes; Serranidae. Gene Ontology annotation, cellular component: cytoplasm. The transcript has 15 exons. Gene Ontology annotation, biological process: protein deglycosylation. The record is from RefSeq and is a predicted model, not a curated record. Gene Ontology annotation, molecular function: mannosyl-glycoprotein endo-beta-N-acetylglucosaminidase activity.
ACAACAACAAAAGACUGGCUCCUUUGUCCAGCUGCCCGUUAGCUAGUCAGCCAGUCUGUCCUCUCAGGGACAAUAAACUGCACGGGUAAACUAAACACAGUCGCUUGAUUGUGGUCGGAAGUCUGUUCCUGUCGGCAAGAAGGACACACCUUUGUGUUUCCUGCUUCUGUUUCCUCCUCAGAGAAACUUUGUUGUCAUCAUGGCUCAGACUGUAGACGGAGACGAGCUUUCUCUCCCGAGUGAGGCCGGAGAGGAGCCUCUUCAUGUCGGCGAGAAGAGUGCCCCCAGCCGGUUGGAGUCUUGUUUGGAUCAACCGAUGGGUUCAGGCAGUGUCCAUGAAGACAUCAAGUACACGCCCUCUCCACUGCCAGCCACACAUUAUGACGCUGACACCACCGAACCAAUCAGCUGUGGUCUUCAGACUUUGGAGGAGCUGUUGUCGUGGAAACGAAGCGAGGCAAACCCCUUUAAUGUGGCAGUGGUCCCUCUGGCACCUCGGGAUCCUCCUCUGGCCAGCAGUCAACGUCGGACGCUGGUGUCUCAUGACAUGAUGGGCGGAUACCUGGAUGACCGGUUUGCCCAGGGGACCAAAGCAGAUGCUCCGUAUGCCUUCUACCACUGGCCCUACAUUGAUAUUUUCAACUACUUCACACACAAGCUGGUGACCAUUCCUCCUGCAGUUUGGACCAAUGCUGCACAUAAACAUGGAGUGAUUGUCCAGGGGACAUUUAUCACAGAGUGGACUGAUGGAGCUGUGAUGUGCGAGGCCUUCCUGAAAGACGAGGAGUCGUACCGGGCGGUGGCUGAUAAACUCGUCCAGAUCAGCCACUGUUACGGCUUCGACGGCUGGCUCAUUAACAUAGAGAACGCCCUCAGUGAGACGGCGGUGAAGAACACGCCAUUGUUUCUGCGCUAUCUGACUGACCAGAUGCAUGAGCGGGUGUCCGGCAGCCUGGUCCUGUGGUACGACAGUGUGAUCCAGACCGGACAGCUGACGUGGCAGAAUGAACUCAACCAGCAUAAUAGGGUGUUUUUCGAUGCUUGUGAUGGUUUCUUCACCAACUACAACUGGACAGAGCAGAAUCUGGAGUGGAUGGCGGACUACAGUGGGAUCCAGGGUCGCCAGGCUGACGUCUUCAUUGGAGUGGACGUUUUCGCUCGAGGCAAGGUGGUGGGAGGAAUGUUGGAAACAAAUAAGGCACUGGAAGUCAUUCGGAAGCACAACUUCUCAACAGCCAUCUUUGCUCCGGGAUGGGUGUACGAGACCCACGAGGACAAGACUGAAUUCCGCAAAAAUCAGGACAAGUUCUGGGCUCUUCUGACAGACUACCUGUACAUCCAUCGACCUGCCUCGCCUCUUCCGUUCAUCUCGUCUUUCUGCCAGGGCUUUGGGAAGGCCAUCUACAGGAGAGGACAGCUUGAGUCCAACAGUGGCUGGUUCAACCUGACUGCCCAGGAGAUUCAGCCCUUGUACUACAACAUGAAGCUGGAGGACCGGGGCUGGCUGUGCAGUCGCGGCUGCCCCGAGGAUGCCUGGAACGGAGGCUGCUCACUGCUGCUGGACGGACUUAUCCCCGUCACUCAAAUGUCGCCAGUUUCUGCCAGGAUCUUCUCCCUCCACGUACCCCUGGCAUCCAAGACUCUGGUGACCCUCAUCUACAAGCCAUCUGCUGGGAUCACAGUGUCCCUGGAGCUGAAGACCACAGACGCUAGUCUUUGCACACACAUGGAUGUCCAGGAUGUCAAAUCCACUCCCAGUGUGUCUCCUGUGGUCCAGGACGACGGGCUCCAGGUGAUGAGCCACUUCUCACAGCUGUGUGGAAACCUGGGUCCAGACGGUUGGACUGUGGGGUGUUCACAGUUGGAGCUUCGUGGCUGUUCUCUGAGAGAAGUUUGUCUGAACAUCCAGAGGAACGGAGAGCCUCAGGACACACCGUUCAGCUGCAGGGUGGGAGAAAUCAUGCUGCUUGAUGAUGCAGGUCUGCAGGCUCCCCCUCAGCUCGUAAAGGGCUUGUGCAUUUAUGACGUGGUGUGGCUGCGUGGUGCUGGUUCCUCUGCAGAGUCUACCUCUACCUGCCUACGCCUCAAUGCCACUCUGCAAUGGGAUUACCCAAUCGAGCUUGUGCGCCACUUCAGGGUGUACUGGCGGCGGCUGAGAGGACCUGAUCCUAGAGUCCCCCCGGGUCAGCUGGCUCUGGUGGGCCGGGCGUACUCUAAUAUCUUCAGAGUAACAGAGCUGGAGGUGCCCGAAGCACCCGGCCUGCUGGAGGUGGUGGUGGAGCCGGUGAUCAAGAAGGGCUUCCUGCUCCCAGAGAGCCACUGGGGAAGGAGAAGCCUCAGCUACUCUUAAGAAUUAACACGAUGACUGCUAUCAGGACUCUUUACUCAGUGGUGCUGCAAUCCUGGUCCUAAUGACCUUCUCAAGGUCCGGCACUUCAGUGUCCUCCAGUUUGCUUUCCCCCGCUUAAUACCUUAAUAUCUCAAUGUUACUAUAUUUCACAUUGAUGCUAAUGUGCUGGAAUGAUUACGCCUUGCAACUACUUGAACCGAUCCUAGGUUUUCUUUAAUAAAACAAAAGGUCCACAUACAGGGGUUAUCGACCAGAGCCAGUUCCUGGCCGGUGCCCAAUUGCGAACGGUUCUUUGGUUUUCCACCGCCAAAGAGCCGGCUCCCGGCUGGGAAAACUGGUUCAACAGCGAAUGGCCAAAAAAGUCAUACCAGGGGCAUCAGGGGCUGGGGGGUAUCUGACCAACAGGACCAACUCGGUGCGUUGAGAGAGACCAAAUAAAACGUCUAUCAUUCAUUUAUUUGAUUUGAUAACUGCAAUGUGAUUGAUACGGGCAAGCUAGCGUGCUAACAUUAGAGAGCUAUCGCUAGUGUGCUAACGUUAGCAGGCUAGCAUUACCUUACAACAAAGUCCAACAUUAAUGUCUUAUGUUAAGUGUUAAUAAGAAUGUAUUCGCCGUCCACAGUGAUCAAAUGGAGCAGCACAGAUGUGUUGUAGAGACAUGUAAUCUGCCGUUGUUGUUGUACUUGCUGAGAGGGCAGAGACAUAUAGACGUUAACAGUGACGUAAUGACGUGGCUCCAGAGCCUGUGGAAACAAACAGACAGGUUCGGAGAUGGUUCACAAGUUGAACCACACGAGCACCGCCUCCAAACUGGCCGGGAACUGGUCAAAAAAGGGUAAUAACAAGAAGAUUUUUAUCAGGGGUACAGCUGAAAUCAUAAGAGCUAGACAAGCUAGACCUGACUCUGCCCAGACGUUUGUUAUUUUUACUGUAUUUGGUAACUCACUGCUGGCUGUAGCUUCAUAUUUACUGCUUUUUUUAAUCCUCAUAUAACUCUUAACGUGUUACCCAAAAUGUUGAACUAUUCCUGCUUCGCUACAUUGUCCUUGUUGUAUGUUCUUGACCAAAGAACUGUGUGCUAUG